AUGGAUGGAGUGAGAAAAGAAACUGAAAAUGAUUCUUUGCUUCUAGAUUCCCUUGCCAGCUCCUCACCUUUGGAUCCAUUCCUACGUCCCUUGGAUUCCAUUGAACCCUGGAACUUUCACCUGAUUUCUGCCUUGAUGUUCUUGGUUACCUUCCUGUCCCUCACUGAAAAUUUCACGGUCAUCCUGGUGACUCUGAAGUUCAAACAGCUGAGGCAACCUCUCAACUAUGUCAUAGUGAAUCUCUGUGUGGCUGAUUUCCUUGUCUCCUUGAUUGGGGGCACCAUCAGCUUCUUCACAAACCUGAAGGGCUACUUUUACAUGGGUCGCUGGGCAUGUGUGCUGGAAGGAUUCGCAGUCACAUUCUUUGGAAUAGUUGCUCUUUGGUCACUUGCUCUCCUUGCAUUUGAGCGCUACAUUGUGAUUUGUCGCCCCUUGGGAAAUAUGCGCCUCCAAGGGAAGCAUGCAGCUCUGGGAAUAGCAUUUGUGUGGAUUUUCUCCUUCAUCUGGACUAUCCCUCCUACAAUGGGAUGGAGCAGCUAUACAACCAGCAAGAUUGGAACUACCUGUGAACCCAACUGGUAUUCCAGAGACUACAAUGACCAUACCUUCAUUAUUACGUUCUUUACCACGUGUUUCAUACUACCUUUACUGGUGAUUUUGGUGUCCUAUGGAAAAUUGAUGCGGAAACUUAGAAAGGUUUCAGAUACUCAAAGCAGAUUAGGGGCUACCAGAAAGCCUGAAAGACAAGUUACUAGAAUGGUUGUCAUUAUGAUCCUUGCAUUUUUAAUCUGCUGGUCUCCUUAUGCAGCCUUCUCAAUCUUGGUUACUGCCUGCCCUUCUAUUGACUUGGACCCUCGCCUUGCUGCAAUUCCAGCUUUCUUUUCAAAGACAGCUACAGUUUAUAAUCCAGUUAUCUAUGUCUUUAUGAACAGUCAGUUCCGGAUGUGCCUAAUUCAACUGUUUGGAUGCAGUGAACAAGAGACAGCAGACUCCAAAAUGAACGCAGACUCCAAUAUGAAUCCAGAGAAGGCCACACUGACAUGCAGCAGACACAGUGGGGAGAUGUCAACAGUGGCAGCCCUGGUUACCAUCUUCAACCACAGAAAUGAGGAUGAAGGCAGCAGCUGCCAUUCCUUUGCCCACCUGACAGUUUCAGAAAACAAAGUUUGCCCAAUGUGA
Pogona vitticeps (central bearded dragon) is the source of this 1179-nucleotide messenger RNA. Its product is annotated as vertebrate ancient opsin. The record is from RefSeq and is a predicted model, not a curated record. Gene Ontology annotation, cellular component: membrane. Lineage: Eukaryota; Metazoa; Chordata; Lepidosauria; Squamata; Agamidae. Gene Ontology annotation, biological process: G protein-coupled receptor signaling pathway; visual perception. Gene Ontology annotation, molecular function: G protein-coupled receptor activity.